AUGACGACCUUCGACGUGUUCUGCCUCCUGACGGUGAUUGACAUGCGCGAGGCCGAACUGGAGGCUGCGGAAGCCGCCAAGCAGGCGCACCUUAGCGCGCAAGCCACUCCAGUCACCCAAACCGCUCAAACCGCUCAAUUCAUCCAGAGCCACCUGUCAACUAAUACGACUGCCGAUUUAGGUGACUCUGCUAAGGGCGCCAAGCUCUUCCAGACCCGCUGCGCUCAGUGCCACACUCUCGGUGCUGGUGAGCCCCACAAGGUCGGCCCCAACCUCCACGGUCUCUUUGGCCGCAAGACCGGUCAGGCCGAUGGCUACGCCUACACCGAUGCCAACAAGCAGGCUGGUGUUACCUGGAACGAGGACUCCCUGUACACCUACCUCGAGAACCCCAAGAAGUUCAUUCCUGGCACCAAGAUGGCCUUCGGUGGCCUGAAGAAGGCCAAGGAGCGCAACGACCUGAUCACGUUCGUUUUUGUCCCCUCCUUCUGCAUGUAA
Molecule: messenger RNA, 498 nt
Organism: Penicillium macrosclerotiorum
Lineage: Eukaryota; Fungi; Ascomycota; Eurotiomycetes; Eurotiales; Aspergillaceae
Product: iso-1-cytochrome c
Exons: 2
Coding region: 1-498 (165 amino acids)
Biological process (GO): mitochondrial electron transport, cytochrome c to oxygen; mitochondrial electron transport, ubiquinol to cytochrome c
Cellular component (GO): mitochondrial intermembrane space
Molecular function (GO): heme binding; electron transfer activity
Source: RefSeq, a predicted model, not a curated record